UGGGGACAGACUAGUUGUCUCUGGAGAGCCUGAAGCAAGGAUGGAUCAAGAGACUGUGGGCAACAUUGUGCUCUUGGUCAUUGUCACCCUCAUCAGCGUGGUCCAGAACGGCUGGCUUCCAGUUUGAGCCAGCAGAAUGCAGAUUGGAGAAGACAGGCCAUGCUGAGAAACCUAGUCCUGAAUCACCGAGGUCCUGUUGCUUUCCCAGCAAGGCUGUCAAGAUGCCUUGGCUCUCUCCUGCCAAGGGGCCAGCAGUUUUGCCACAAGCGUUCUUCGCCCACAAGGUGGAGCAUGAAAGCAAGACGCAGAAUGGGAGGAGCUUCCAGAGGACGGGGACUCUGGCCUUUGAGCGGGUCUACACUGCCAACCAGAACUGCGUAGAUGCAUACCCCACUUUCCUUGUGGUACUCUGGACUGCGGGACUACUUUGCAGCCAAGUUCCGGCCGCCUUCGCGGGACUGAUGUAUUUGCUUGUGAGGCAAAAAUACUUUGUCGGCUACCUGGGAGAAAGAACUCAGAGCACCCCUGGCUACAUAUUUGGCAAGCGGAUCAUCUUGUUCCUGUUUCUCAUGUCCCUUGCCGGAGUGCUCAACCAUUACCUCAUCUUCUUCUUCGGAAGCGACUUUGCGAGCUACAUAAGAACUGUAACCACGACCAUCUCCCCGCUGCUUCUCAUCCCCUGAUUGCUGGAUACAGAGUGGGGCGAUCACCUGAUCAAUACGAGGCAUCAUAACUCAGCCCCGUGAAGGUUUCUGCUCCUCGGCUGGGCAUGCUGUAAAUCUAGUGCCGCUCUGGGCUCCUCAGCAUCAGUUAACCUUGCUUUUCCGGGAAGAAAAUUAUUUUGUGUCAGCUCCGCCCCUGGAACGUGGCAGUGGCCCAGGAUUUAUCGUCUCGCUCCAUCCUGCACUACUCCUGGCUUAUCCCGCUCUCUGAAGGAGUCUUGUGUGACAAUAAAGGGCAUAGAUGCGAUUUUGGCUGAUGGCUCAGUUUGGGGGUGAUAUUUCUGUAUUUGCUACGAGUAUUUCUUCAGCCUACAUGAUGAUAAUUAAAAUCACAAUCUC
Messenger RNA from Arvicola amphibius (Eurasian water vole), 1061 nucleotides. It is a transcript of the gene Alox5ap, whose product is annotated as arachidonate 5-lipoxygenase activating protein. NCBI's taxonomy places the organism in Eukaryota, Metazoa, Chordata, Mammalia, Rodentia, Cricetidae. Gene Ontology annotation, biological process: leukotriene biosynthetic process. Gene Ontology annotation, cellular component: nuclear envelope; endoplasmic reticulum; membrane. Bases 222 to 683 code for a protein of 153 amino acids. The transcript has 6 exons. Gene Ontology annotation, molecular function: leukotriene-C4 synthase activity; enzyme activator activity; glutathione peroxidase activity. The record is from RefSeq and is a predicted model, not a curated record.